Trichogramma pretiosum is the source of this 1790-nucleotide messenger RNA. Its product is annotated as DNA polymerase delta small subunit-like. Gene Ontology annotation, biological process: DNA strand elongation involved in DNA replication; DNA replication. The record is from RefSeq and is a predicted model, not a curated record. The coding region runs from base 223 to 1569 and encodes 448 amino acids. Gene Ontology annotation, cellular component: delta DNA polymerase complex. The transcript is spliced from 6 exons. Lineage: Eukaryota; Metazoa; Arthropoda; Insecta; Hymenoptera; Trichogrammatidae. Gene Ontology annotation, molecular function: DNA binding.
ACGAGGGCGCUGACAAUCAGCUGCUUUGGAAUCAGUCGACAAGUGUAAACACGAAAACAAUCUGAUCGAGUCGAUUAAAGAAAACAAAUUCAUUCGAUAUCUCUCAGUGUGAUGAUAAAAAGAGCGUCGAUGGACAGAAAUCGUUGCCUUGGAAGCUGCUUGAAUUUCAAUUUUUACGAUGUUCAGCUUUUGUAAAAAUAGAGCGUGUCAUUGUCUUCGACGAUGGAGCAAUACGAGCGCAAAACUGCCGAGUUCGAGGACUUCGCCAGGUUUCACAUACAAUCGAGAAGUUUUUUACGACAAUUUUGUGGAAUUUAUAAAGCUCGAUUAGCCACGCUAAAACCUAAAGCUCUUAAAAGAGCCAUUGUCAAAUGGGGUAAAUGUAAAGUUUUACAAAUUGUUGAUUUAACCAAAGAGGAAUAUGAAGGAGUACAGUGUGCAAUAUUUGGUACAUUAUAUAAACAUCAAGAGCUUAAACCAUCUGUAUUAAAAACAAUUUCUGAAGAGUUGCAAGCUGUGCCUCAACCACCAAGACUAAAUUUUUGCUCUCCAAAAGAUUCUGUGUAUUUAGAAGAUGAUGUAUCAAGAAUUAAAUUAUUUGGUGGUUUAGAGCCAGAAACUUUAGUAACAGGAUUAGUAUGUGGGGUUCUUGGUCAUGUCUCAAGUGAUGGAUGUUUCUGGGUAGAUGAUUUCUGUUUUCCUGGACUAUAUUUGAGUCCUUUGCUGACAACUCCUAGUAGUAGCACCAAUAAUUAUGGAAAAUUUAUAUUAUUUCUCUCUGGACUAGAUUUUGUUAAUCUAGCCGACUGCAUGGCCUUACAAUUAUUUAAAGAAUGGCUCUGUGGAAUGUUGGGAAAUGAAACUAUUCAAAAAGAAGCAGCAGGCAUUGUUCGCAUUAUAAUUGCUGGGAACAGUGUCAGAGGCUCAGCAGAAACUUUUGAUAGAAAAGGAUAUUUUGAAAAUAAAAAUAAAGAUAAAAAAUUUGCAAGUGAAGCUCAGCUAGCAGUUCAUAGAUUAGAUAAAUUUUUAAGCCAUAUUACACAAUCUUGUAGUGUUGUGCUGAUGCCUGGAGAGUUUGAUCCAUCGUGUCAUUCAAUUCCACAGCACCCAAUGCAUCGAAACAUGUUUCCAUUAACUUCCAAGCAUGGUCAUUUGCAUGGAGCAACCAAUCCAUGGAUAGGUAAAAUAGGAUCGAGAACGGUGGGUGGAUCAAGUGGUGAGCCUAUUAUGGAUAUUAUGAGGGUGUCAGAUACAGAAUCAUCACCCAUUGAAUGGCUAGAAAAAACUCUAGAUUGGCAGCAUUUUGCUCCAACAGCACCAGAUACUCUAGCAGAGUACCCCUUCGACGAUUCGGAUCCACUCGUGAUGAAGGAUUUUCCUAACAUUUAUUUCGCGGGUAACAUGGACAGAUACGAGACAAAAUUAUUGCAAGGUACGGACAGAUUAACUGAUUCCGUGGGACAACCAAUCAGACUGGUAUGCAUACCAAAAUUUUCGCAAAGUUACUCGGUCGUUCUAGUGGAUUUAGAUUCAUUAGACACUAAGCUUAUAUCAUUUGGCACAGCCUAAUGCACGAAGAAACGUCACUUAUAUGUCGUUUAUACGAUUUUAUAAUUUGUACAUUUAGUUUUCAAGCCCGAGCAAACAUACAAUGUUAAGCGACGGCUGAAUGUUUUCUUUAAAUAAAUAGAUAAUUUAUCUAUUUGCCACAAUCUUGCGCGAUUUGCUUUAAAAUUAUGUAUCUUUUAAUAAUAGCAAUAUAGAUAUUCAUAUAUACUUUGUUAACUUUG